This is a messenger RNA of Aspergillus melleus, 1842 nucleotides long. RefSeq names its product WD40 repeat domain-containing protein. The record is from RefSeq and is a predicted model, not a curated record. Gene Ontology annotation, molecular function: actin filament binding. Gene Ontology annotation, biological process: actin filament depolymerization; positive regulation of actin filament depolymerization. Gene Ontology annotation, cellular component: cortical actin cytoskeleton. The coding region runs from base 1 to 1842 and encodes 613 amino acids. The transcript is spliced from 3 exons. Lineage: Eukaryota; Fungi; Ascomycota; Eurotiomycetes; Eurotiales; Aspergillaceae.
AUGUCGCUCACCAAUGAGUCCAUUUGGGCCGCCAGCCCCUCCACCUCCAGGGGCCAGCCCACUCAGCUCUCGUCGGACGCCAAAGGCGAACGACUUGCCUAUGCGGCGAACAAAUCCAUCUUCUUAAGAUCCAUCGACGACCCUGCCGUCGCUAAGCAGUAUACCGAACACAAAGCGCAGACGACCGUGGCCCGCUUCUCGCCUUCCGGGUUCUACGUUGCUAGCGGCGAUGCUACGGGUCUGGUGCGGGUUUGGGACUGCGUCGGCGACGGAAUCACCAAGGGCGAAUACAGCAUCAUCAACGGCCGCAUCAACGACCUCGCGUGGGAUGGGGAUUCUCAGCGAAUCAUCGCCGUCGGCGAUGGGAAGCAGCGAUACGGCCACUGUAUUACGUGGGACAGUGGCAACACGGUCGGCGAGAUCUACGGCCACACGCAACAGAUCAACUCCGUCUCUAUCCGACAGCAACGACCUCUGCGAGCUGCAGCUGCCGGCGACGACAAGAACCUGGUCUUUUACCACGGCGCCCCGUUCAAGUUCAACACCGGCAUUCGAGAUAAGCACACCAACUACAUCUACGGAGUGGGUUUCAGCCCCGACGGCUCAACCCUGGUCAGCGUUGGCGCCGACCGGAAGAUCUGGCUCUACGACGGCAAGACGGGGGAGCCUAAGGGACAGAUUGGGGAUGGGGAGCACAAAGGUAGCAUCCUGGGGGUCUCGUGGUCCAAGGAUUCGCGGAAGUUCGUGACGGCGAGUGCCGACAAGACCGUCAAGAUCUGGGACGCCGAAGCGGGCAAGGUUUCUCAAAGCUGGAACAUCGGGGGCGAAGGAAGCACGAACGUCGACGACCAGCAGGUCGGCGUUGUCUGGCCCCCGAACCGCAGCGACAACCUGCUCAUCAGUUUAUCACUGAGCGGUGAUUUGAACUAUCUCGUGGAGGGGACCCCGGAGCCCCGACAGGUGGUUCAGGGCCACCAGAAGAACAUCACGUCAUUGACGUCCUUUACUUCCGGCAGCGAUAGUAACGAAACUCUAUGGACUGGCAGCUUUGAUGGUAGGGUCUGCAGCUGGGAUGUUCCGUCCGGAACUGCGGAGGAAGUGGACGGCGACAGUCACUCGACCUACAUCGCCGGCCUGGCACCAACUCGAGAGGGAGCCGGAAGGAUAUACAGCGUCGCAUGGGAUGACACCAUCCGAUCCGUCGACAUCGGUGCCAAAACAUACACCGGGAGCUCCUCCAAACUGGCGGGACAGCCCAAGGGCAUUGCCGCCGGAGAUGAAACGGUGUUGGUGGGGACGCCCGAGAGCGUGGAGAUUUACAAGGAUGGACAGAAAGUCGGGGAUUUCCAGCCUAGCUUCCCGGUCACCACGGUGGCUGCUCAUGGUAACACAGCCGCUGUUGGCGGGGAGAACUCGUCCGUUCAAAUCUGUGCCCUCUCCGGCUCGAGUCUCGCCCCCAAGGCUGACAUCAAGGCCUCCCGGAACCCAGUCUCUGCCCUGGCCUUCUCUCCGGAUGGUUCGUUGUUGGCGGUUGGCGAUUCUCGGGGUCGUGUGCUCGUGUAUAAGGUUGCUGAUGGCAGCCUGGUUACUGAUCGCUGGACAGCCCACACGGCUCGCAUCACCUCGAUCGCUUGGAAGGAGGACGGUACCCACGUCGUGAGCGGAUCGUUGGAUACCAACAUCUUUGUGUGGAGCUUGGCCAACCCGGGAGACUGGCUGCAGGUCUCCAAUGCACACAAGGAAGGAGUCAACGGUGUAGCAUGGAUCGCAGGAGGAUCCAAGAUCGCCUCUGCCGGAGCUGACGCUUCCGUCAAGGUGUGGAAGGUGGAAGGGCUUGAAUAG